AUGUUCACCCAAAAAGCUCCUUUCGUUCCAUUUGUCAGUUUGUUGCUGCUAACGUACGUAAUAUCGGUUAGUUCGCAGAGUGACCCGGCCCGACCCAUCAUCGACUGUCCCGCUGGACAGGUGCAGGGUACAACGGAAUCUUGCGGACUGUUCUGCACGUACUAUUCGUUCAAAGGUGUGCCGUAUGCGGAACCACCGGUAGGAUCAUUGCGGUUUCGCAAUCCGGUUCCGCGUGCACGAUGGCAGGGCGUUCGCGAUGGUAGCAAUCAUGGUUCCGAGUGUCUACAGGUGACCCUCAUUCCCGGACAGACCCGUGGUAACGAGGACUGCCUAUACCUGAACGUUUACACGCAGCAACUGAUUGGCAUGCGUCCGGUAAUGGUUUGGAUACACGGCGGAGGUUACGGAGCCAAUUCGGGGAAUAUUGAGGAAUUUGGACCAGAAAAGUUGAUACAGGACAAUGUGCUGCUCGUGACAAUAAACUAUCGAUUGGGUGCAUUGGGUUUUCUUAGCACCGGAGAUCGCUAUGCCGCCGGUAAUUGGGGGCUUAAAGAUUGUCUCCAGGCUCUCCGGUGGAUACGCAGCAAUAUUGCUGCCUUCGGUGGUGAUCCAGACAAUGUAACGAUCUUCGGCAAUUCGGCCGGUGCUGCAUUGGUACAUCUGCUGGUGCUGACCGACGCUGGACAGGGGUUGUUUCAUAAAGCGAUUGCCCAAAGCAGCACUGCGCUGGUACCGUACGCUUUCCAGACAAGACCAAAAUUCUACGCAGAUCGUAUCGCGCUGGCCUUUGGAUUUGGCACUGACAGCAGCACGUACGUCGACCUGCUGAGAACCAUUCCGGCGGAACAGUUUAUUCCGUUCCAGGAGGCUGCGUUCACCAUUCCGGUGCCAAGAUUUCUUCGUCCGCUCGAUUUUGGCCCUGUGGUCGAACCGGCCGAUGCACCGGAAGAAACCAUCAUACGGCAGCGCCCGAUAGAGCUUAUCCGAUCCGGUGCCCAUCGUGUUCCGUUCAUCGUUGGGUACACGGAUCUCGAAGGUGCCUUUUUCACUGCACUGGAGAAUGCGAUCGAUCCGACGGUAAAGGGACAGUUCAAUGCAAAUCCUCAUUUGUUAGUGCCUUUCUUCUGGAACGUAGGUGAAGGGUCCGCAUCUUCCAGCCAGAUAAGUGGCACAUUUCGUCAACAUUACUGGCAAAGUCAACCGUUGACGGCUAGUUUGGAUUACGAGUGGACAGUUUAUCAGACCGACCAUCAGUUCUUGUUUGCCAUCGAUCAAACGGUCAGACUACACGCUCAAACUUCCUCUGUCCCGCUGUACUACUAUCAGUUCACUUACGAUGGGGAUUUGAAUUUGUAUAAGAAGAUCUUUGGCGUACAACAUCCGGGAGCGAUACACACGGAUGAGCUUCCGUACGUGUUCCACAUACCGGCGGCUAUGCUGGAACCGGUUACACCCGACAGUCAUGCAAACACCGUGAGCAGUCGUGUCGUUCGGAUGUGGACGAACUUUGCAAGAACUGGUAAUCCAACUCCGAUGCCGGAAGCAUUAUUACAAAACGUUUUGUGGCCCAUGGUUGCAGCAACGGGUACAGGCUAUCUUUCUAUUGGGCACGAUUUAGCGGCAAUCCCACAAACUCCUAAUCCAACCCGCAUGAACCUAUGGUACAACCUGCAGCAAACGUAUGCAAACGCACCAUUCGAAAUAUGA
Messenger RNA from Anopheles marshallii, 1707 nucleotides. Its product is annotated as bile salt-activated lipase-like. The record is from RefSeq and is a predicted model, not a curated record. Lineage: Eukaryota; Metazoa; Arthropoda; Insecta; Diptera; Culicidae. The coding region runs from base 1 to 1707 and encodes 568 amino acids. The transcript has 2 exons.